This is a messenger RNA of Ictalurus punctatus (channel catfish), 4124 nucleotides long. It is a transcript of the gene top3a, whose product is annotated as DNA topoisomerase III alpha. Gene Ontology annotation, biological process: DNA topological change. Bases 995 to 3994 code for a protein of 999 amino acids. Gene Ontology annotation, cellular component: chromosome; nucleus. NCBI's taxonomy places the organism in Eukaryota, Metazoa, Chordata, Actinopteri, Siluriformes, Ictaluridae. The record is from RefSeq and is a predicted model, not a curated record. Gene Ontology annotation, molecular function: zinc ion binding; DNA binding; DNA topoisomerase type I (single strand cut, ATP-independent) activity. The transcript has 19 exons.
AGAGUAUUCGUUCGUGUUUCGCUCUUUUUGAAGUGAUAUAUUUGAUGAAUUGUCGAUGAAUUAUAUUCGAUGAAUUACGGCAGUUUUACGACAGUUCGAGACAGGCGCCGAAUUUGUAAAGUUCCUGAUUUGUUUUUCUGUUUUAGCUGAAGAUAUUUCAGCGACUUUAUUGACAUCUCAUUAGUAAAUUAGUUUGAUUAAAUAUUGAAUCAGUCGUGUGUUUAUGCGUGUGCGUUUUGUUUUUGACGUGUCAUUGUGUUUAUGAUUAUUGUCGUGUUAGUUUUUGAAAUAAUAAUUUAUACCUUAUUAGCUUAGCCAGCUAGCGUACACGAUUUACAUGUCACAUCCAUGCCAAAAAAUGGUCUGGGUGUUAUAUGCAUAGACAUAACGUCUAUUGUUAUGUGAAGAUCUGCUAAACAGAGCACGUCUGAGUGGAAUUUUCCCGGUACGCGCUUACGUCAGAAUUUUUGCGUCCAGCCGGAAGUACAGUACGUGAUUAAACUAAAAUAAAACAAAAUGACAUUGUUUAGAUAUAAAUGCCAAGCAUUUUACACUUUUAUAGAUGACCAAAAGAGAGUAUUCCUUCCCAUUCAUGUUCCGUUGUUUUUGAAGUUAUAUAUAUAUAUUUAAGGAACUCCCGGGAAAAACGGCGUAAUCGAGCCCUUUACGGCAGUUUUACGACAGUUUGUGACAGGCGCCGAAUUUGGAAAGUACAUGUUUGUUUUUCUGUGAGAGCAGCUCCAUAUCUAAAAAUACUUCAGCUCCUUUAUUGACAUUUUUGUCAUAUUAGUUUAAUGUGUUUAAUCUGUCGCCGCUUGUUUUAUGGAAAUUUCAUUUUAGCUGGUUUUAAAAUAAAAUAAAUCGUGUGGUAUUAGUUAGCCAGCUAGCUUACUUGCUACACUGACAACAAAGUGCCCUUGUGUUGACUCAGACGCUUGGCCAUGGCCGGUGUAAAUACACGCCAGGUCGCGCAGCAGCUCUGCGGAUUACAGUGAUGAUCAUUGUGGGAAGGUUACUGUCUCGGCUGGCAGAUCAGAGCCUUAUUAGUCGCUCGUUAUCCGUGAGUAUGAUGAGAAGAGCUCAGAUUAAGAAGGUGCUUUGUGUCGCUGAAAAGAACGAUGCAGCCAAAGGCAUCGCAGAGAUCAUGUCUAAUGGCAGAUCUAGAAGAAGAGAAGGGUACUCAGUGUAUAACAAGAUCUAUGAGUAUGAAUAUCAUCUUUUUGGACAAGAUGUUACAGUGUGCAUGACGUCUGUGUCCGGACACCUUUUAGGUCUCGAAUUCAAAGCUCCUUUUCAGAAAUGGCACAGCUGUAAUCCAGUCUUGCUGUUUGAUGCCGAGGUGGAAAAGUAUUGCCCUGAAAACUUUGUCCCAAUUAAGAGGACCUUGGAGAGAGAGGUCAGACAGUGCCAAGCUCUGGUCAUCUGGACUGAUUGUGAUCGCGAGGGAGAAAACAUAGGCUACGAGAUCAUUGAUGUCUGCAAAGCUGUCAAGCAGAACAUUCAGGUGUUCCGUGCUCGGUUCUCUGAGAUUACUCCUAGUUCCAUUAGGAGAGCCUGCGAGUCUCUAACCGAGCCAGACAUUAACGUCAGUGAUGCUGUGGACGUCAGGCAAGAGCUGGAUCUCCGCAUUGGAGCCGCGUUUACAAGGUUCCAGACUUUACGGUUACAAAAGAUCUUCCCAGAGUCUCUAUCUAAUCAGCUGAUCAGUUACGGGAGCUGUCAGUUUCCGACCCUGGGCUUUGUGGUGGAGAGGUUUAAAGCUAUUCAGGCGUUCAUCCCUGAGAACUUCUUUAAAAUUAAAGUGGUUCAUGAGCCUAACGAAGAGGAAUCUGUGGAAUUCAGUUGGAAAAGGCAUCGCCUGUUCAACCACACGGCUUGUCUUGUGCUUUACCAUAUGUGCAUGGAGGACCCCAUAGCAAGAGUGAUUUCUGUAACAAGUAAACCAAAAAGCAAAUGGCGUCCGUUACCCCUUGACACUGUGGAACUUGAAAAACUGUCUUCAAGGAAAUUGAAGAUAAGUGCGAAAGAGACCAUGAGAAUAGCCGAGAAGCUGUACACACAAGGGUUUAUCAGUUACCCUCGUACUGAGACCAACAUGUUUCCGACAAACCUGAACUUGGUCCCACUUGUUGAGCAGCAGACUCAGGACCACGAAUGGGGGGCUUUUGCUCGAGGCAUUUUGGAAAGCGGUGGGCCGACACCUCGAAACGGAAACAAAUCGGACCAGGCCCAUCCUCCCAUUCACCCUACCAAAUACACAAAUAAUCUACAGGGAAAUGAGAAACGGCUGUACGAGUUUAUCGUACGUCACUUCCUGGCGUGUUGCUCCAAGGACGCACAGGGCCAGGAGGUGACUGUAGAAAUUGACAUUGCUGAAGAGAAAUUCUCUGCAAGUGGACUGACGAUUAUUGCCCGUAACUAUCUGGAAGUUUACCCGUUCGACAAGUGGUACAAUAAGGUUAUUCCAUUAUAUACACCUGAAACGACAUUCCAACCAACUGCUAUUGAGAUGGUGGAAGGACAGACCAGCCCACCUCAGCUCCUCACCGAGGCUGACUUGAUUUCUCUAAUGGAGAAGCAUGGCAUCGGCACGGACGCAACGCACGCUGAACACAUCGAGACCAUCAAGAGCCGCAUGUACGUGGGCCUGACGGACGAUCAGAGGUUCCUUCCUGGAGAGCUUGGGAUGGGCCUCGUUGAAGGGUACAAUUCCAUGGGCUAUGAAAUGUCUAAGCCGGACCUGAGGGCAGAGCUGGAGGCGGACCUGAAGCUCGUGUCUGAAGGGCGGAAGGACAAGACGUCUGUCCUCAGGCAUCAUGUGUCAAAAUACAAGACAGUUUUCAUAGAAUCUGUCAGGAAGGCGAAGAAGUUGGAUGAGGCUCUGUCCAACUAUUUAGGCCAGGCCCAAGAGUAUACAGAGCAAGAAGAACAGGAGUUAGAGAUGCCACUCCCCGUGCGGAAGUGUCCGCAGUGCGGCCGCGACAUGGUCCUGAAGAAGAAGAAGGACAGCGCGGGGAAGUUUCUGUCAUGCAUGGGCUACCCGAGCUGUAAGGCAGCAGUAUGGUUUCCAGACUCUGUGCUGGAGGUCAGCAGAGAUGACAGCAUCUGUCCAACAUGUCGCCCACAUCCUGUCAACAUGCUGAAGUUCAAGUUCAAAAGGGGAAGUCUACCUCCAGGGAUGCCUCUUGAGUUUGUUGGGUGUAUUGGGGGCUGUGAUGAGACUCUGAGAGAGGUCUUGAAUUUGAAGUAUCUCCGUGGAGUAGGAGGAGAUUCCAGCACUCAGGUUAAUCCCAGUUCAGCAUCACGCCAGUCGACUCGUCCAGUAAUUGAUCCAGCACUUCAGUCCAGGUCUGAGAACAGACCACCACCACCCAACUCUACACCAGCAUGGUCCAUACAACCAUCACAUUCUAUCCAGAACGGUGUUGUGUGUAACUGUGGCCAGGAUGCACUUCUUCUCACCGUGCGUAAAGAGGGUCCCAACCAAGGUCGUCAGUUCUACAAGUGCAAUACGGGGAACUGUAAGUUCUUCCUGUGGGCCGAACAGCAGAACGACCAGCUUGGGUCAGCAGGGAGCAUCGGCUCAACAGGACAACCGGGCCCUAGCUGUCAACCUCCCAGACCUUCUCUUGGAUUUGGAAACACACCCCAGCAGAUGCAGGGCAGAAGAUCAGGGGAAGGUCGAGAAGAGCAUAUGUGCAACUGUAAUGUACAUGCGGUCACGAGGACUGUCAUGAAAGACGGGCCGAACAAGGGCAGAGUGUUCCUCACCUGUGGCAAACCCCGGGAUCAGCAAUGUGGCUUCUUUCAGUGGGUGGAUGAGAACGUUGCUCCUGCUGCUGUAGGGAACGUGAGAGGAAACGGCAGUGAAUGGACUGCUAGUAAGAAGAACGAAGCCUCUUCAAGCAAAGCUGCUGCUCCUAAAAGGCCAAGGACUUGUGGGAUUUGCCGUCAGCCGGGCCACACGCGCAGCACCUGUCCUCAGGGCCAGUGAGACAGGAGCAAAUGGAGAUGAUUGUCUGUGUAUAUUAUGUCAAUUGAAUGAGUUUUUCUAUAAUUUGUAACGUUUUACUAUCUAAAAAUAGUAAACACUUGUACAAAAUAAAAGCUAACAUUUAUAAGAA